AUGCAAGAUGCUAUUACUAAUAUUAUGAAUAAGUAUGAUUUAACAGGUAAAUACUUAGAUCAAUUUGCGGUUAAUGAACUAGAAAUCUAUUUUUCAAAUGCUAUUAAAAGAAUAAAAACGAUAGAAACUAUAAAUAGUAAAGCAGCAACUAUCAUUAAAGAAGCAGCGGCUAUAUUAUAUGAAGAGCAGCCUGAACUAUUAAGACCUGGAGGGAAUUCUUAUACUACUCGCCGAUAUGCUGCAUGUUUACGAGAUAUUGAGUAUUAUUUACGAUAUACUAGUUAUGCGAUUAUUGCAGGCAAUACUAAUAUUCUAAACGAACGAGUACUAGAUGGUCUACGAGAUACAUAUAAUUCAUUAAAUGUACCACUUGCACCAACCGUAAGAAGUAUUCAAAUUUUAGAAGAUAUUAUACAAAAUGAGUUAAAAUUUAUUGAUACUAGUGAUCGCUUUAUUAUUAGUGAACCUUUUCAAUAUAUAAUAGAAUCUUUAAGUGAACAAGAUAUAUAA
This is a messenger RNA of Chondrus crispus (carragheen), 510 nucleotides long. NCBI's taxonomy places the organism in Eukaryota, Rhodophyta, Florideophyceae, Gigartinales, Gigartinaceae. The record is from the annotation of a RefSeq genome assembly.